Aspergillus ochraceoroseus IBT 24754 is the source of this 558-nucleotide messenger RNA. RefSeq lists its product as uncharacterized. The record is from RefSeq and is a predicted model, not a curated record. NCBI's taxonomy places the organism in Eukaryota, Fungi, Ascomycota, Eurotiomycetes, Eurotiales, Aspergillaceae. Bases 1 to 558 code for a protein of 185 amino acids. The transcript has a single exon.
AUGGGGAGAGAACCUGUAGCAUGGCCGCAUCUAUCAAGGUUAGACCGAUUAACUCCAACGCCGGCAGCUACUCGGCUGCAGAACUGCAUAUCGGCCCACAAUAGCCAUAUCGGCAUGAACUCGACGAAAAACCUACUGAUCAGCGAACUGCGCCAGCAAGAAUGGAUCUUCAUCCCUGGUGGCCGAGUUUCUGCGUUCAGAACCUCGGGAUCUUCCCAUUUCGGAAAUGUAGGGCUGGGCCAGCAUCACGUGACACAUACUUGCCCCCGAAAGGAAUGCUUCGAUACAGGAACGGGGAAGGCUUUUUGUCAUCGAUCGUCCUAUAGCUUGCUGAAUGAGACCCGAUCCUGCAGGAGAGAGACUGGGGCAUCCCUAGAGUAUACAAACAUUUAUCCGAAUGCAGAACCUGGACGGCAUCAUCGCGAUCAACAUGCCCCCGGUUCCAGGUAUCAUGGAGUUGAAAAUAGAACCAUUGAGGAAAACAAGCUAUCCACUAGGAUCGAAAGCAAUAUCGAAUCUAACGACAAGCUCCAAGAUGGGGGGCAUCAGAAACUAUAA